Messenger RNA from Saprolegnia parasitica CBS 223.65, 4178 nucleotides. RefSeq lists its product as hypothetical. Gene Ontology annotation, biological process: phospholipid translocation. Lineage: Eukaryota; Oomycota; Saprolegniomycetes; Saprolegniales; Saprolegniaceae. The transcript has 6 exons. Gene Ontology annotation, molecular function: ATPase-coupled intramembrane lipid carrier activity; ATP binding; magnesium ion binding. The coding region runs from base 17 to 4138 and encodes 1373 amino acids. Gene Ontology annotation, cellular component: plasma membrane. The record is from RefSeq and is a predicted model, not a curated record.
ACAUUCCCCAACUUAAAUGCUCCGAUCAACGUCGUCCUUGUCUGCGGCCGGCGACGACGAGUCGUACCGGAGGAUCCCCGACACGCCGGGCCUCGCGCGCGCGACGAGCGUCCCGGCGCGCGUCCGGACCAUGAGCAGCAACGUCAUGGCCAAGGCGCGCUCGGCCAGCGCCAGCGUCGCGCUCGAGAUGAAGCUCCUCGAGGCGCGCUUCACGCUCGAGAAGGCGUCGAGCGACGCCGCGACCAGCAUCAUCCACAACACGAUCUCGGGCGCGGGCCCUGUCGUCGGCUCGUCCAACGCGAUCAAGACGUCGUACUACACGUGGUGGAGCUUCAUGCCCGUCUUCUUGUACCGCACGUUCCGGAAGAUGGCCAACUUUUACUUUCUCAUGAUUGGCGUGCUGCAGAUGAUCCCAGCGAUUUCGCCGACAAAAGGCGUCCCGCUGCAGUUUUUGCCGCUCACGAUUGUCGUCGUCAUCGAUGCGAUCUUUGCCGCCGUCGAAGACCACCAGCGCCACCAAGCCGACGACGAAACCAACGGCGCGCCGUGCCGCCGAUACCACAGCGAGACGGGCACGUUCGAGUGCAUAGCGUGGAAGGACCUCUGCGUCGGCGACUGCGUUGAGCUCCGCGACAAAGAAGUUGCGCCCGCCGACCUCGUGAUCCUCGCGACCGGCAACGACGGCGUGUGCUACAUUGAAACCAAGAGCUUGGACGGCGAGACAAACCUCAAGCUCCGCGAGGCCGUGCUCCAAGAGCGGUUCGCGGUCGAGACGCACCAGUACGGCCAGCGGCUCCAAGGGCUCAAGUUUGAGAACGAAGAGCCGAACGCCGACAUCCACAAGUACCACGGCGCUGUCCACGUCGCCGACGACCCCGACGACGAAGACGCCGCGCUGCCCAUCUCGGUCCACAACAUGCUCUGGCGCGGCUGCAAGGUCCGCAACACAGACCGCGUCCUUGCCUUCGUCCUUCACGCGGGCUUUGACACCAAGAUCAUGCAAGGCCUCAAGCCCAACAGCGACAAGGAGUCGACGCUCGACACCAUGACGAACAACCAAGUGUUUGUGAUCGUGCUCGGGCUCCUCGUGCUCUGUCUCUCGGGCGCGAUUUCGUACACCAAGUGGUCGAGCCCGUUCCUGCCCGAGUACCUCGGCAACAGUGUCGACAACCCGUUCGUGACGGCCUUCUUUUACUUUCUCACGACGCUCGCGACCGUGGUGCCCAUCACGUUGUACGUCUCGAUCACGACCGUGAAGGCGCUCCAGGGCUACUUUAUGGCGCGGGACAUGCACAUGUACGACGCCGAGCGAGACAUGCGCAUGCAGCCGCGCAACAAGGGGCUCAACGAGCAGCUCGGGCACAUUACCCACAUCUUUUCCGACAAGACGGGCACCAUCACGUGCAACCAAAUGGAGUUUCGCAAGUGCUCGAUCCGCGGCGUGACCUACGGCCGAGGCACGACCGCCAUCGGCCGCGCUGCCAUUGCGGCCGGUCGAGGUGGCGUCGACGUGGUCGUUCUCGACGACCCGCCGGCCGACGAGAUGGCGACCCCGUCGAUCCCGCACGUCAACUUUACGGACCCGCAACUCGUUCAAGACAUUUACGGCGCGAGCGGCGUCGAGCAGCAAGAGGCCGUGUGCAACUUUUUCCGGCACCUCGCGCUCUGCCACAGCGUGCUGCUGGAGCUCAAGCACGACGACGUGACCAAGAGUCCCUAUGUGGCGUCGUCGCCGGACGAGCAGGCCCUCGUGAGCGGCGCCAAGUACUUUGGCUUUGAGUUCGUCGAGCGGACGCCCGGCAUGAUUGCGAUCAAGACGCCAUUCGAUGACGCGCCCGAGCGCUACGAGAUCCUCGAGGUCUUCGAGUUCAACAGCACGCGCAAGCGCAUGUCGGUGGUCGUGCGGCGCAUGGAUCGGGAAGAGAUUGUGCUGUUGACGAAAGGCGCCGACAGCACGGUGUUUCCUCGCCUCGCGCCGUCCAACGCCAAGUGCAAGGCGGUCACGGAGCGCCAGCUGGAAGCGUUUGCGACCGAGGGUCUCCGGACGCUCGUGAUCGCGGCUAAGUCGAUUCCAAAAGACGAGUGGGACACGUUUCACAGCAUGUACCAGCAAGCCCAAGUGCUCCAAGAAGACCAUGCGAGCGCGGUCGAGAAGCUCCAGAACGACAUGGAGUCGGGGCUCACGCUGCUCGGCACCACCGCGAUCGAAGACCGUCUUCAGGACCAAGUGCCCGAGACGAUCCGGCUCCUCUCGAAAGCCGGCAUUGCGCUCUGGGUGCUCACCGGCGACAUGGAAGAGACGGCCAUCAACAUUGGUUUCGCGUGCUCGCUCUUGACCAACGACAUGGAGCGCUACGUCAUCAACGCCAAGCGGUGCCCGACGCGCGGCAGCCUCCUCCGGCACCUCGAUGAGAUCUACCACCACGUGCUCGAGACGUCGUUCGGCACGCGGGACCUCUCGAUCGUCAUUGACGGCGCGUCGCUCUCGUGGCUCUUGCAUGACAACCCGUCGCAUCCCGACGCGCUCCACUUUCUCCGCGUCGCGCUUCUCUGCCGCGUCGUGAUUGCGUGCCGAUGCUCGCCGAGCCAGAAGGCGCAGCUGGUCGAGCUCGUGAACGUCAACUGCGACGAGGCCAAGACGCUUGCGAUAGGCGACGGCGCCAACGACGUGCCGAUGAUCCAGGCCGCUCACGUCGGCAUUGGCAUUGCGGGCGAGGAAGGGCGGCACGCGGUCAACACGAGCGACUUUGCGAUUGGCCAGUUCCGGUUCCUCGCGCGCCUCCUCUUGGUGCACGGGCGCUGGAACUACACACGCAUCGCCAACCUCAUCUACUACACGUACUACAAGAACAUUGUGUACUGCCUCGCCAUGUUCUGGUACAUGCUCAACCUCACGGCGUUCUCGGGCACGCUCAUCUACCCGGCGUUCAUCCAGCAAGGCUACAACCUCUUCUUCACCGCGCUGCCGAUUGGUGUCUACGCGAUCUGGGACCAAGACGUGACGGCUGACGUCGCGCUCGCGGUGCCGCAGCUCUACCAUAGCAAGUGCCGCGAGCUCUUUUCGUACGGCCGCUUUUGGCAGUGGAUGCUUCUCGGCCUCAUCGACUCGCUUGGCGUGCUCUAUUUUCUCAUUUGGGCCGGUGACGCGCUCACGCCGGACGGCCAAACGUCGAGCGUCCUCAACCUCGGAGACCUCGGCUGGACGAUCUUGUGCUUGUACAUGACGGUCCGCGUCUGCCUCCUCAUCAACUCGUGGAACGUCUUUGUCUUUUUCUCGGUCGCGGCCAGCCUCGCGAUGUUGUACGGCUUCCAGAUUGCGAUCGACUAUGUCGGCCUUCAGGACCCGACGUCGCAGUCGUCGUUCCCAUGGAUGUUUGGUCUUGGCACGCCCUGGCUCAUCCAGCUCCUCAUUGUUGCUGCGCUCUUCGCCAAGGACGUGUUUUACGUGGCGUACAAGCGGGCGUUUGAACCGACGCUACUCGAUAUGGUGCAAGCUGCGGUGCAGGACCCCAAGUCGGAACCCUCGAUCAGCACCCUCGGCGACAUUGAGUUCCCGCACGUCAAGUGGCUCAUGCCCCACUUGCAUCAGAUCCCCAACCACGCCGACGUAGCGCGCAUGUCGGUGACGCCCGAUGCGACGGUCGCCGAGGAGCAGCCGGUGUACCGCGGGUUUGCCUUCGACGAGCCGGCGGCCGUCGUCAACUGGCUCUUCCACAAGCAACCGUUGACGAAGAAGGUCAAGCACCGGCGCUGGAACACGGAGUUUCUGCAAGAGAUCCUGAGCUCGGGCGACCCGGUCGUGUUCGAGAACCAGCGCUACCAGCCGUUCGUGGGCUUUGGCGGGCACUUGUUGCCGUCGGACCGUGGGCAUUGGAGCGACCGGUCGGGCAAGUUUGCGACGCGCAAGGAGAUCUCGACCGUGACGAUGAUGGUCGACAUGAGUGUCGACGGCUGCGACGAAGAGGGCUGGGUGUACGCGACGGACUUUACACGGUUCCCAGACCAUACGUGCUCGCGCAUCUUUUCGCUGGUGCGCCGCCGCGCGUGGGUCGCCAAGCCGCCGACAAGCAGUGCCAAUGACUCGCCGAGGCACAACAUGCCGGCGGGGAUGAUGGGCGAGGUCAUUAGCAUCGGCUAAGUUAUGAUUUAAUUUAAUUUUGUACAAUGAACAACCCUGG